This is a messenger RNA of Lepisosteus oculatus (spotted gar), 3445 nucleotides long. RefSeq names its product calcium-activated potassium channel subunit alpha-1-like. NCBI's taxonomy places the organism in Eukaryota, Metazoa, Chordata, Actinopteri, Semionotiformes, Lepisosteidae. The record is from RefSeq and is a predicted model, not a curated record. Gene Ontology annotation, cellular component: postsynaptic membrane. Gene Ontology annotation, biological process: potassium ion transmembrane transport. Gene Ontology annotation, molecular function: large conductance calcium-activated potassium channel activity.
AACUACAGGCAGCGACUGCAGACAGGGGAAUGCGGAGGAACAGCCGGAGGAGAGGAACACUUGGAUAUCUACAAAAAGAACAGCCAAAAAUAUGCCUGAGCACACACACUCUACCCUGAACUGUACGUGCUAAGAGACGCAGCAAACGGUUUGCAGCCAUGAAGUAGUUUGUGGAUCCAGCUGAGCCAAGGGCAAAGUAAGCACAAAACUUCUGCUGGAAGGACAGAAGACGAGGCAGAGAGCAUGGCUGAGGCCACAGGAGACUUACUGCCCAUCUCCCACCCCCUGUGUUUCUACCGCGGCCGGCGGCUCUGGUGGGCCUACCUGACCUCCUCGCUGCUGAUCUUCCUGGGCGGCGGCCUGGCCAUCAUGCUCUGGAGAGCGUGCCACAGGGCCUUCAGGGUGCAGCAGCAGCCCCUGUACCACAGGAAGGGACCCCAGGAGGAGUUGAGGGGCGCAGUGAAGGAGUGGGCCAUAGCCCUCCUGUCUGCGCAGACCCGGACCGGGAGAGUGCUGAUGGUGCUGGUGUUUCUCUUCAACAUUGGCUCACUCAUCACCUAUUUCAUCCUCUCUCAGGAGCUGGUGGAGUCUUGCCAGCUGAGUUAUGACCCCGUCUUCCUCAUCGACAUGGGCUUCAACAUCUUCUACCUCCUGUACUUCGGCCUCCGGCUGGUGGCAGCGCAGGACCUGCUCCGCUUCUGGGUGGAGGUGAACUCUGUUGUGGAUUUCUUCACUGUGCCCACCUCCUUCAUCUACCUGUACACCCAGCGCAACUGGCUCGGCCUGCGGUUCCUGAGGGUCCUGCGCCUCAUCGAGUUCCCCACCAUCUUACAGAUCCUCAACAUUCUGACCAGCAACAACUCUCUCAAGCUGUCCCGCCUCAUCGCUAUGAUCCUGAGCAUCUGGCUGACCGCAGCUGGCUUCAUCCACCUGGUGGAGAACUCAGGGGACCCCUGGCUGGCCUUCUCCAAUGCCCACAACAUGUCCUACUUUGACUGCGUCUACUUCCUGAUGGUGACCAUGUCCACAGUGGGCUAUGGGGAUGUGGAGGUCCACACCACCCUGGGCCGCCUGUUCAUCAUCUUCUUCAUCACCAUGGGCCUGGCCCUUUUUGCCAGCUAUGUUCCUGAAAUAGUGGAAAUUAUCAGCAACCGGAAGAGAUUUGCCGGGAGCUACACUGUAGUCAGCGGGAGGAAGCACGUGGUGGUGUGCGGAAACAUCACGCUGGCCAGUGCCUCCUACUUCAUGAAGGAGUUCCUGCAUGAGGAUCGAGGGGUGGUCAACGUGAAAGUGCUCUUCUUGGGAAAUUUCUGCCCAGACCCAGAGCUGGAGGCCUUUUUCAGGCGGAAUUUCUUACAGACGACCUUUUUCCAGGGCUCAGUCCUGGAACAUCAGGACCUGGAGCGAGUGCAGAUGUGCAAAGCAGAUGCCUGCAUCAUUCUGUCCAACAGGUUUUGCGAAGACCCACAGACAGAGGACACGUCAAACCUCAUGAGGGUGAUCUCUGUGAAGCAGUACUGCCCUGACACUCGAGUCAUCAUCGAGAUGUUGCAGCACAACAGCAAGGCACACCUGCAGAACAUCCCACACUGGGACUACAGCCGUGGAGACUCUGUGAUCUGCCUGGCCGAGCUCAAGUUGGGCUUCAUGGCUCAGAGCUGCCUGGUGCCCGGGCUGUCCACACUGCUUGCCAACCUCUUCACCAUGCAGGGCGAGAUCGAGAUGCACAAGGAGACCUGGCGUGCACACUACAUGGCAGGGCUCUAUAACGAGGUCUACACUGAGUACCUGUCCAGCGCCUUCAUGGGGAUGUCCUUCUGUGAAGCCAGCAAGCUGUGCUUUCUCAGACUGAACCUGCUGCUCAUCGGCAUCGAGUACUGGACUGAAGAUGAGGAGAGCAGCGUUGUAGUGAAUCCGCUCAGCUGCAUCAAACUGCCAGAAAGGACCCUGGGCUUCUUCAUUGCCAGCAAUGCCAGCGAUGCCAAAAGGGCCAGCCUGUUCUGCUCCAGGUGCCACAGUGACGUCACCGCCCUCAGCCAGCUGCGCAGGUGCUCCUGCUCCGCCCAGAACAGAGCUGGCAGGGCAGUGCUGGGACACAGGCUGAGGGCGCGGCGACACACGCUAGGAGUUAUCCCCUCUUUGCCACACAGAGUGCCCAUGGAACACCUGCAUGCUCAGAAAGAGGAGGGCCAGCUAGAUUCCACUGGGAUGUUCCACUGGUGUCCCCCUGUCUCCCUGCAGGAGGCCACCCUGACGAGGCAGUCCGCGCAGGAGCUGCAGCUGGAGGGCCACGUGCUGGUGUGCGUGUUUGGGGACGAGCGCUCCAGCCUGCUGGGGCUCCGGGACUUCAUGAUGCCCCUCCGAGCCAGCAACCUCACCGCCGCCGAGCUGCGCACUGUGGUGUUCCUGGGGUCCCACGCCUACUUCCAGCGCGAGUGGCCCUCCAUCCACUACUUCCCCAAACUUCUCUUCUUAUCGGGCUCCCCGCUGUGCCGCGCUGACCUGCGGGCGCUGGCGGUGGAGCGCUGCGCCAUGUGCGUGGUGCUCAGCCCCCAGCGGGCCUGCGUGUCCGAGCCCUCGCUGCAGGACAAGGAGGCCAUCCUGGCCUGCGUCAACCUGCACUGCAUGAGCUUCCUGGACAGCCCACCCAGGCAGCCCGGAGGACAGGCGGGGGCAGAGCUGUGCAGGAAGCGAUCCCUUGUGACAACCGGAGCAGAGAUCCCCCUCCUCAUGGAGUUAGCCAACAGCUCCAAUGUGCAGUUUGUGAAUGAGGUGGACAGUCUGGAGGGCUUCAGUGACCUGCACCUGACCCAGGCCUUCUCCAGUGGCAUGGUCUUCUCCGAAGAAGUGCUGGACUCCCUCAUAUCUGCGACCUACUUCAAUAAGAAUAUGCCAGCUCUGAUCUGCACUCUGGUGACGGCCGGGGCCACGCCCUCUCUGGAAGUCAAGCUGGCGGAGGAGAACGUCCUGGAUGGAGGCUCUCCCCCCCUGCUGACAUCACCACUGCGCCAGCGUUCCAAGAUUGCUCAGCUGUCCCUGCAAGAGGAGCCCUUUGCUCAUUUCUCUUGUGGAAACUUCAAGGAGCUGUUCUGUCAGGCGAUUGACUCCGCAGGGAUCCUGUGCUUUGGUCUGUACCGCCUCUUUGACCCCCCUAACCCCGCCAGGAAAAGAUUCGUCAUUACGAACCCGGCACCAGAUUUCCCUUUAAACCCCGAUGACAAAGUCUUCUGUGCCAUCCCCUUCCACCAGAGCCACCUGCUGGCACGCCAGAGUACUGCAGCUUUCCCUCCUCUCCACCAGCACCCGUAGGAGUCCUGACAUGCUCAACACCAGCUGCUCCCAUGUACAGAGAAGACAAGACGCGUUUAAAGCGCAGGAUGACUAUCGCAGAGCACUAAUGCAGAGGCUAUCUUAUUAAACCAUAAUAAACAGCAUUCCUCAUUAA